Molecule: messenger RNA, 843 nt
Organism: Cladophialophora immunda
Lineage: Eukaryota; Fungi; Ascomycota; Eurotiomycetes; Chaetothyriales; Herpotrichiellaceae
Exons: 1
Coding region: 1-843 (280 amino acids)
Biological process (GO): negative regulation of transcription by RNA polymerase II
Cellular component (GO): transcription repressor complex; nucleus
Molecular function (GO): protein binding
Source: RefSeq, a predicted model, not a curated record
AUGACGGUUAGGCUAUGGAACGCGCGUACGGGUCAAGAGGUACAGAAGCUAGAGGGACACACUGACUCAGUGAACGCAGUGGCCUUCUCGCCCGACGGCUCACUACUAGCCUCUGCAUCAUACGAUGAGACGGUCAGGCUAUGGAACCUGCGUACGGGUCAAGAGGUACAGAAGCUAGAGGGACAUACUGACUGGGUGAACGCGGUGGCCUUCUCACCCGACGGCUCACUACUAGCCUCUGCAUCACGCGAUGAGACGGUCAGGCUAUGGAACCCGCGUACGGGUCAAGAGGUGCAGAAGCUAGAGGGACACACUCACUCAGUGAACGCGGUGGCCUUCUCACCCGACGGCUCACUACUGGCCUCUACAUCACGCGAUAAGACGGUUAGGCUAUGGAACGCGCGUACGGGUCAAGAGGUGCAGAAGCUAGAGGGACACACUAGCUGGGUAAACGCGGUGGCCUUCUCACCCGACGGCUCACUACUAGCCUCUGCAUCACACGAUGAGACGGUCAGGCUAUGGAACGCGCGUACGGGUCAAGAGGUGCAGAAAUUCGAGGAUAUGCCGCCCGUUGCAACCAUCAGAUUUACGAUCGACAAUAAGACUUUACUCACUAAUCGAGGAACUCUAUUUAUCGAUGAUCGACUACUUCCUAGCCAGGCCAUCGAAUCUUCAACCAACGAAACUAUUGUAAUCAAAAAUGAGUGGAUUCGACGAGGUGAACAUAAUCUUCUCUGGCUUCCACAUGAGUAUCGAAGUGAUUGUUCGGCAUUCUACGGCAAUACGAUUGCUAUUGGGCUGAAUUCCGGCCAAGUUAGCUUUAUCCAGCUUAAUGGUCUUUAA